AUGGAACUUAGAGUGGGGGCUCGCCCUCCGCCCUCCACCGAAAGGGUGUGCCUGACAGUGGAAGAAGUCCCGGAAGUCCCCUGGGCAUACCGGGACUUGAUGAGGGUGUUCAGCGAGCAGGGCGCCAAUGAGCUGCUGCCCCAUAGGGACACGGACUGCGCCAUCGAGCUAAUACCCGGGGAAUCACUCCCGAAAGCCAAAUUGUACCCGAUGGGAUGGGUGGAGAAGGCAGAGCUGCACAAAUUCCUGGACAAGCGGGGCUUUUCAGGCACUAAAACAUCCCUUGCACUAGGAAAACGCUUCUUUUUCCCCAAAGAAGAGGAAAGGAUGCAAUUCCUCAUUUGUUUCAUGAUCAUUGCUCUGGAUUUAGCUUUCAGUGCUAUGGCUAAUCAGAUGGAGGGAAAGAGAAGUCAUGGCUUAGCUGGAAUAGUGCACAGUGAACAUAAAGUUCAUCAUCCCAGAGUCUUCACAGAGGGCGGCCAACAAUGCCGGUUUCCUUUUCGACACAGGGGUGUGCUGCACUUCUCAUGCAUAUCCAAUGCAUUUUCUCCAAAGAAAUGGUGUUCAACCACCCACAAUCAUGACCGAGACAGAGAAUGGGAUUUUUGUUCCACUUCGUCUAAUGAAUCUCUAGGUUGUCUGGAUCCUUGUGGAAGUUCUCCUUGCAGAAAUGGAGGAACCUGUUUCACUGCGCUUGAUCCAUGUUCUUCCCAUUGCUCGUGCCCUGAAGGAUUUGCAGGGGAAACCUGUGAAGUGGCAAAAUGUUUUGAUGAAAACCUCUAUGAGUAUUUUGAGAUCAGAGAACACUGGGCCAGGAUCCAUGAAGGGAUCGUGCAAGAAUGUACUUGUGUAGACAGUCGAGUCGAAUGCUGGCCAACCCCUCAUACAGGUUGCACCACCAACCCUUGCCUCCACAGCAGUCUCUGCAGGAAGAUUAUCUCCACGGGGGAAACCGUCUGCGGGUGUCAAAAACCCUUUAUGGGAAGAAACUGCAAUAUUGCUCCUAGCCAACAGUGCUAUCGUGGGAAUGCAACAAAUUACAGGGGUGUAAUGAAGAUGACUGCUUCUGGAGGCCAUUGUCUGCCGUGGAAUUCAGACUUGUUUUACCAAGAGCUCCAUUCAGACACCGUUGAAAACCCUGUGCAACUGGGAUUGGGGUCACACUCAUACUGCAGGAAUCCGGAUGAUGACGUGAAGCCUUGGUGCUACGUACUACAUGGUAACACUGUGUCUUGGGGUCACUGCAAUGUCACGUUAUGCGCCAGCAGAAGAAGAAUGAUGCCCAACCCAGAAAUCUCUGAAGACUUUGCUGUUGUCAGAAGGUCGUGUGGGAGAAAACAUAAGAAGCGGAGUUUUGCUCGCCCGCGGGUUAUUGGCGGCUCUGCUGCGCUGCCAGGAUCCCACCCUUGGCUGGCUGCCAUAUAUAUGGAAAACAAUUUCUGUGCCGGCAGCCUUAUCCGUGCUUGUUGGGUCGUGACAUCCGCGCAUUGCUUCGCUAACAGUCCACCGAAGUCAACGAUCCGGGUUGUUCUGGGGCAGCAUUUUUUCAAUAAAACAACAGACAUUACUCAAGAAUUCGGGGUAGAGAAGUACAUCAUGUUUCCUGAUUACACAGUUUACAACCCAACUGAAAACGAUAUUGCUUUGGUUAAGCUCAAGAAGGUCAACCAACGCUGUGCCGUGAAGUCCCAAUUUGUUCAUCCAAUCUGCUUGCCAGAAAAUGGACUGACCUUUCCUGAUAAUUGUAAAUGCCAAAUUGCAGGAUGGGGCCACUUGCAUGAAAAUGCAUCCAGCUACUCUCGAGUCCUGCAGGAAGCCAUCAUUCCUAUCAUCCCUGAUUACAAGUGUCAGCAUUAUGAAGUGUAUGGAGCUGAAAUCAGUGCAAAUAUGUUUUGUGCUGGUUACUUCGAUAGCAAAUCAGACGCCUGCCAGGGAGAUUCUGGAGGGCCACUGGUCUGUGAAAAGGACGGGAUAUCUUACCUGUAUGGCAUUGUCAGCUGGGGGGACGGCUGUGGCCGGGCAAAGAAGCCUGGCGUUUAUACAAGAGUGACCAAAUAUUUGGACUGGAUCAAUGAGAAAACAGCUCCAAAAGAUUCACAGUAGCUCUUUACAAUGACAGUAUCUUUUACAACUUUCUACAAUUGUAGGUUGCCAUAAUAAUUUUGCAAAUACUAAG
This is a messenger RNA of Heteronotia binoei (common prickly gecko), 2176 nucleotides long. It is a transcript of the gene HGFAC, whose product is annotated as HGF activator. Bases 1 to 2103 code for a protein of 700 amino acids. Lineage: Eukaryota; Metazoa; Chordata; Lepidosauria; Squamata; Gekkonidae. The record is from RefSeq and is a predicted model, not a curated record. The transcript is spliced from 15 exons. Gene Ontology annotation, biological process: zymogen activation; blood coagulation. Gene Ontology annotation, molecular function: serine-type endopeptidase activity. Gene Ontology annotation, cellular component: rough endoplasmic reticulum; extracellular region.